Messenger RNA from Solanum tuberosum (potato), 1589 nucleotides. RefSeq lists its product as uncharacterized. The record is from RefSeq and is a predicted model, not a curated record. NCBI's taxonomy places the organism in Eukaryota, Viridiplantae, Streptophyta, Magnoliopsida, Solanales, Solanaceae. The transcript has 2 exons. The coding region runs from base 118 to 1383 and encodes 421 amino acids.
UGGUAAUUGGUAACUCCUCACUCUCAACCAACUCUGCAAUUUCAAUCUUCUACGCUCUAAAUUCUCACACACAUAAACAACCAUUUUGCUAAGAAUUAUCAAACAAAAUCGAAGAAAAUGGAAUCAUCGACGAGCAAUUUGAUGUUAACGGUGAAAUUUCUGUUAAUUUCAAUCGGAGCAGUUUCUUCAGCCAUUGCAAUUAAAUCCUCUGUUCCGUUGAUUUUAUAUGAAUUUCCUACGAUUUGGUCCGGUUUGAUUUCAUGGUUAAAGCCUCCGUACCUCUACAUUUUACUCAACGGUAUAAUCAUCAUCAUCGCCGCUACUUCUCGAUCAAAUCGUAAGGAACAACAACAAUCCGGCGAGCAAUCGCGGUCCUUAAUUUCUGCCGGAACACCUCCGGUGUACUCAGAUUUGGUAACGAUUUCCAGAUCUAAAAUGUCGGAGUAUGCGCCGGAACUGGUUGACGAACCGGAGGUGUUUGAGGUUACGCCGUUGAUUUCUGCCGGAACGCCUCCGGUGAACUCAGAUUUGGUAACGAUUUUCAGAUCUAAAAUGUCGGAGUAUGAGCCGGAACUGGUUGAUGAACCAGAGGCGUUUGAGGUGAUGCCGUUGAUUUCUGCCGGAACGCCUCCGGUGAACUCAGAUUUGGUAACGAUUUUCAGAUCUAAAAUGUCGGAGUAUGAGCCGGAACUGGUUGAUGAACCAGAGGCGUUUGAGGUGAUGCCGUUGAUUUCUGCCGGAACGCCUCCGGUGAACUCAGAUUUGGUAACGAUUUCCAGAUCGGAGAUGUGUGAGUAUGCGCCGGGACUGGUAGAUGAACCGGAAGUGUUUGAGGAGAAGACUGAACCGGUAAAUGAACCGCUGGAGGUGGUUGAAGUAAAGUCUAUGGUGACUGUAGUGAAUGAAGACGAAGGUGAAAAUGAUGAAUUUGUGAGUUCGAAUUCGAUUUUUACGCCGUUGCCUGAAGUAGAAACGGAGCUAAUUCAACGGCUAACGACUGAGAAACCGCUAGUCUCUUCGAGGUUCAGUCAUCGGAAACCGCUGAUGAGGACGAGUCCUGAAGGGGUGAAAUCACUAAGGGUAGCUAGAGUAAAAAGGCAAGAGACAUUAGAGAGUACAUGGAAGAAAAUAACGGAAGGGCGUCACGUGCCUCUCACGAGGCACCUGAACAAGGUAGACACGUGGCAACAUCAGAACCAGAACCAGAACCGGGGAAGUGAAUCCCCGGUUCAAAAUAUAAAAAAAGCACUUGAACCAUCACCGAGUCAAGAUGAGCUAAACCGGCGAGUUGAAGCAUUUAUUAAAAAAUUCAAUGAAGAAAUGAGAUUACAAAGAGAACAGUCAUUACAACAAUACAUGGAGAUGAUUAAUCGUGGAGUUUAAGUUAAUUUAGCAAUUUAUACUAUUUUUUUUAUUUGUUAGAAAAGGAAAAAAAUUAUUUUAUUUUUUGUGAAUGUGUGUGUAUAUAUAGGGGGGGAAAUAGUGCAAAUAGGGCUAGAGUUUGUGUAUAUAGAAUUGCAAUAUAUUCUAUUAUUGAAGAGGGUUAAACUUGAGAUAAAUGAAAAUUCAGUUAGUACAUUAUUCUCUCA